AUGUCAGCACCGACGCGAAACCUCCUUGAAAAGGUGAAGAGAUUAGUGCCUCCAAUGUUGGAGAAGUUUCACAAAGGUAUUGAAACAUCUAUUGCCAUCCUUUUGAAAUUCCCGUAUUCCUUUUGCGUGCGCGAAACUCCCAGUGUAGAACCUCGAGCUAACUGCCGCGACAGGGCAACUUGGCCGUGUGGCCGUGAUUGGGGGGAGCAUAGAAGCCAUGUAAUCUGCGAGCCUUCUGCAGCAACGGUAAUCAAAUCCUACUCCCCCAACCUCAUGGUUCACCCCAUCCUCCAAAGCACCAAAUCCCUCGCCAAAACCAGCUCCACCCCCGAUCCCCGCCACCACGCGGAGCCCAUCAUCUCAUUCCUGCCUCGGAUUCACGUCCUGGUCAUCGGCCCCGGUUUGGGCCGCGACCCCAUGACUCAAAAGAUCGUUGUCGAAGUCAUGAAGGAAGCUCGCGCCAAGCACAUACCCAUGGUGCUUGAUGCGGAUGCGCUCAUGCUGGUUCAGAGUGAUCCGGCUCUGGUGAAGGGAUAUGAUGGAUGCAUUCUAACGCCGAAUGUAGUUGAAUUUGGACGAUUGGCGGAAGCGCUGGGAGUGGAUGUGUCCAUGGCAGAGAAGGGGAGACGAAGUGAUGAUGACGGGGAUAGGAAGCAAGGCCAGAGUGAAGCGUGUGAGCGACUGUCACGUGCGCUGGACGGGGUGAUGAUUAUUCAAAAGGGUAUGCAUGAUGUGAUUUCGAACGGUGUAACAUCCCUGAUUUCGGAUGUCGAGGGCGGGAGGAAAAGGAGUGGUGGACAGGGAGAUACACUGACAGGGUCUCUGGGCACAUUUUUGGCCUGGAGGAAGGCGUAUCAUGAGGGUUUGUGGGAUACGGGCGAGGAAGCCUCUUCCAAACACCAGGAAGCGGAGAGUAGGGACGAGGUUGAAUCCGAGUUGCACGAUGACGCUCAGAAAAUGAAGAAGAAAUUGAGCCCAAAGACCACGCUUUUGCUUGCUGCAUGGGCAGGAAGUGCCAUCACAAGAGAAUGCUCACGGCGAGCAUAUCUCGCCAAAGGGCGGAGUAUGCAGGCAAGCGACUUAACGGAGGAGGUCCAUAGAGCAUUUUUGGAUAUAAUUGGAGAGCCGGAGGCAUCGAAGCUGUAG
Uncinocarpus reesii 1704 is the source of this 1146-nucleotide messenger RNA. RefSeq lists its product as uncharacterized. Gene Ontology annotation, biological process: metabolite repair. The transcript is spliced from 3 exons. Gene Ontology annotation, molecular function: ATP-dependent NAD(P)H-hydrate dehydratase activity. NCBI's taxonomy places the organism in Eukaryota, Fungi, Ascomycota, Eurotiomycetes, Onygenales, Onygenaceae. The record is from RefSeq and is a predicted model, not a curated record. The coding region runs from base 1 to 1146 and encodes 381 amino acids.